This is a messenger RNA of Ananas comosus (pineapple), 3143 nucleotides long. Its product is annotated as ATP-dependent zinc metalloprotease FTSH 7, chloroplastic-like. Gene Ontology annotation, cellular component: chloroplast thylakoid; membrane. Gene Ontology annotation, biological process: proteolysis. Gene Ontology annotation, molecular function: ATP binding; metalloendopeptidase activity; ATP-dependent peptidase activity. Lineage: Eukaryota; Viridiplantae; Streptophyta; Magnoliopsida; Poales; Bromeliaceae. The record is from RefSeq and is a predicted model, not a curated record. Bases 276 to 2804 code for a protein of 842 amino acids. The transcript is spliced from 13 exons.
AGCUGGAAACGUUUCCGCCACUCGUUUAGAUCAUCGCCGAAUCCUGCGUGUCUGAGCAGCGAAUACGAGCGCAGGAUAACUUCCCACACUCGAACACACCAGAACCCGACCAACGCUGUCAGCACAAUUUUUAACUCUCCUACCCUCCCCUCUCUGCCCUGCUGCUCAGCUAUCAUCUCUCCCCCAUCUCUUCUUCCUCUCAGACAGACAUAUUUCCUUAUCCCGACAUAUCCAAAUACACCGAACGGCUAUUUAGGGUUUGGUCUAAGCCAAGAAUGACCGCGGCGGUGGAAUCCCUCCAAUCCCUCACCCCGCGCGACAUCCCCGCCCACCAUUCCCGCUCCCUCUCCGACUCUUCUUCUUCUCCUUCCAAGAAGAAGCAGUCGAUCCUCUUCCCCUUCCGCUUCUCCGCGAAGCCGCACUCUUUCUCCUCCUCCUCCUCCUCCUCCUCCUCCUCGCUCCCCUUCCGCCGAAACCCUAGCCGCCCCCGAUUCAGUUCGUGGGACGGCCCCAUUUUGUUCAAUCCGAAGUGGUCUCCUUCCACCGAGAUCCGCGCGAAGGGCUCUCGCGAGCAGGGGAGCGAGAGCCCUCCUCCCGGGGAUAACCCCACCGACGCCGCGUCGCCGAAGAGCGGCCAAGGGAUCAACAAGCCCGCCGCGGCGUCGCCGAAGCCCCCGCCGUCGCCUUCCUCGCCUUCCCCGUCGGCUCCGCCGCGCCGCGAUAAUCGCCUGAAGGGCGGGUUGUGGCGCCGCGGCGGCGGCGGGGGCGGCGGCGGGCGAUGGCAGUGGCACCCGAUAAUUCCGGCGCAGGAGAUGGGCGUCCUUCUUCUGCAGCUCGGGAUCGUCAUCUUCACCGUGCGGAUGCUCCGCCCCGGGGUUCCGCUCCCUGGGUCGGAGCCGAAGCCGCCGACUACGUAUAUAAGCGUGCCGUUCAGCGAUUUCUUGAGCAAGGUUAACAGUGAUCAGGUGCAGAAGGUGGAGGUGGACGGGGUGCAUAUAAUGUUUCGGUUGAGGUCGGAGCCCGGAGCUUCGGAGGUGGAGGCGAGACGGCCGGAGCCGGAGGAGGAGGAUUUGAUUAGGAAUGCCGCACCAACGAAGAGAAUUGUGUAUACUACGACUCGCCCGGCGGAUAUUAAGACGCCGUACGAGAAGAUGAUUGAUAAUCAGGUUGAGUUUGGAUCGCCGGACAAGCGCUCCGGCGGUUUCAUGAACUCCGCCUUGAUUGCCCUUUUUUAUAUUGCUUUACUUGCUGGGGUUCUGCAACGGUUCCCAAUAAGUUUUUCUCAGAAUACAGCAGGCCAGCUGAGGAACCGAAAGAGUUCGAGCUCUGGCGGAGCAAAGGUAUUAGAGCAAGCUGAUGUUGUCACGUUUGCUGAUGUGGCCGGUGUAGACGAGGCUAAAGAAGAGUUGGAAGAAAUUGUGGAGUUCCUUAAGAAUCCAGAAAAAUAUAUCCGGCUUGGUGCUCGACCUCCUCGAGGAGUCUUGCUGGUGGGUCUUCCUGGGACAGGUAAAACACUUCUUGCAAAAGCUGUAGCUGGGGAAGCUGAAGUUCCCUUCAUUAGUUGUUCAGCUAGUGAAUUUGUAGAAUUGUAUGUGGGUAUGGGUGCUUCUCGAGUACGAGAUCUAUUUGCAAGGGCAAAAAAGGAGGCACCAUCUAUCAUAUUUAUUGAUGAGAUUGAUGCUGUGGCAAAAAGCCGUGAUGGUCGAUUCCGAAUCGUCAGCAAUGAUGAGCGAGAACAAACUCUCAACCAAUUGCUAACUGAAAUGGAUGGAUUUGACAGCAACUCUGCGGUUAUUGUUCUGGGAGCAACUAAUCGUGCAGAUGUGCUGGACCCCGCACUUCGCCGUCCAGGGAGGUUUGAUCGUGUUGUUAUGGUUGAGACUCCUGACAGGCUUGGAAGAGAAGCUAUUCUAAAAGUUCACGCAAGCAAAAAGGAGCUUCCUCUUGGGGGAGAUGUAGAUCUACAUGAUAUUGCAUCCAUGACAACUGGUUUUACUGGAGCAGACCUUGCGAAUUUGGUAAAUGAAGCUGCUUUGCUGGCCGGGAGGUCAAAUAAAGAAGUUGUUGAGAAGAUUGACUUCAUCCUUGCUGUUGAACGCUCCAUAGCGGGUAUAGAGAAGAAACAUGCAAAGUUGCAAGGGAGUGAGAAAGCUGUGGUUGCACGACAUGAAGCUGGUCAUGCAGUUGUUGGGACUGCUGUUGCAAAUCUGCUUCCCUGGCAACCACGUGUGGAGAAAUUGAGUAUCUUGCCGAGGUCAGGAGGUGCAUUGGGUUUUACCUACACGCCUCCCACCACAGAGGACAGAUACUUACUAUUUAUUGACGAAUUGCGUGGCCGUUUAGUCACUCUUAUGGGUGGACGUGCUGCAGAAGAAGUUGCUUAUUCAGGCCGAGUGUCGACUGGAGCAUUGGAUGACAUAAAACGGGCCACAGAUAUGGCUUACAAAGCUGUGGCAGAAUAUGGCCUUAGUCAGACGAUUGGCCCAAUAUCACUGGCGACAUUAUCAGGUGGUGGGCUAGAUGAGCCUGGAGGAGUAUCUCCUUGGGGAAGGGAUCAGGGCCCUUUAGUGGAUCUUGUUCAAAGAGAGGUAAAACAGUUGUUGCAAUCUGCACUCGAAGUAGCUCUUUCUGUAGUUCGUGCCAAUCCUACAGUUUUGGAAGGGCUUGGAGCAUACUUAGAAGAAAAAGAAAAAGUGGAGGGCGAGGAGCUGAAAGAGUGGUUAAAGUUAGUCGUAGCCCCUGCAGAACUCGCAUUUUUCAUUAGAGGCAAGAACACAAAUCUUCAACUGGAAGCUGGUUCCUAGGAUAAGCCACCAUCAAUAGUGCAAAUACUUUGAUAGGACUUUCUUGAAUAUUUCCAAAUGUGCAUUGUAAGGUAGCCCAACAGUCAUAUUAUAUCCAAAUUUAGGUUAACUUAUCUGUAUAUAAUUAUGUUUCUUAAUUAUAUAGAGGAUUUUAACUAUAGUCGUACCAUAAUUGCAUUCAGUUAUGCAGUUGUAGUUUUUUCUUCUCCCACCCCCUGUGACUGCUUAUUCUUUAUGACGGGCUAUAUGCUGUGUUGAUGGAUGGGAUGUUGAUGUUUAAUAAUACUAUUACUUUGACAAUGCCUGUUGUUCGGAAAUAAAAGGCUAAAUUGCGGAAAA